Suillus subalutaceus is the source of this 989-nucleotide messenger RNA. RefSeq lists its product as uncharacterized. Lineage: Eukaryota; Fungi; Basidiomycota; Agaricomycetes; Boletales; Suillaceae. The annotation marks the transcript as partial. The transcript has 7 exons. The record is from RefSeq and is a predicted model, not a curated record.
CUCCUCCCGGCCAGUGAGAGCUUCUAGCCCGCACAGUCGAACAAAGUUCGUCGAGCUCGCAGUUUCCUUACGAUUUUCGGUUUACGCUGAAAAUCAAACAUUUGGAAAAAUCUAUCCCCGUACGAUGCCACCACAGCCAGGAAUGUUCGCCCUACCAUAUGCAUCAACCCACAAGCCCCCUCAGGGUCCUAAUCCUCAUUAUCAUAACGCUCAUCCAAUUGCUGGUCCAUCCCGCGUGCAGGACGAUCCAAAACGAGAGAAAAAGAGAAAGGAUAUAUCAGGCAAAGUAGGAAAAGAGAUGUUAGACCGCAGAGACGAAGGACGACACUUCACUGAAAAUAUCUCUGCACUCCACAGCGCCGCAAUGCAGCUCGCUUCUCGUCCAGAAACUCAUCCUCUUUAUAACCUCCGCUUGUAUCCCAUUUCUCUCGAGCGCUCCGCCUUGCUCGCCCAGCAUGCCACCGCCUACGAGGAGGAACGUGAAAGAGUCGAGGAAGAAUGGCGCAAGGGCCGACGGCGUGCAAGAGAGGAAAAAGAAGGCGAGGGAACCGUAAACGACGCAACGCUAGAUGCCCAAUCUCGGUCCCAUAUCACUCGGAAAUUGCGAAAUAAAGUCGGCACUUCUCCCCCUCCAACACCCCUCGCACUUCGAGGAGAGAACCUUGUCAAUGGUUCGCUUGGAAGCAACACACCCAUUACAACCGGCCCUUUCACCAACCCCCACUCCCUCUCCGUCGAUGAGCUACCUUCGCCUUUCCCUUUCCCCCUCACGGCCGUCACCCUCACUAAUCCCUCUUCGGGUGCCGGUGGCAACUCCGGCGCCAAUGGCUCGAGGCGUCGUGCCAAAGGCGCAGGGCUUCACUCAAGCAUGGUCGGCGUUGGCGGCUUAGGCAAGAGCAUAGCAAUGCUAGGCCCCAGCAAAGAAGCAGACAUAGAGGCAGAUUUGAUGGAAAUUCGGAGGGGCAGCAAACGGCGUAGAGCAGCAGGCC